AUUCCUCGACUAUCUCCGACCACCGCUGCACCUUCACCGCCUGCCUCGCCCUUAUCAGCCACCUUGGAGAUACUGUAAACCCCUCGCCAGAAACUCGUCGUCCCCCUCCACUCUACCUCCUCACCUCGACCUCGACCUCGACCUCAACCGCCAACAUGGCCACGACCUUCUCCACCGCAACCGCUAUUCCGCAACCCCCAGCGUAUCAACACCACGCCUACCGCAAGUCGGCGCAGUAUUCCCCCACCGGCUCGACCUCCAACACAAACAUAAAUGUCUCGCCCACCUCGCCGCGGACUACACAACUGCCCCUCGGCCGCCAUCAGGGCAUCUACCAGCCUAGAACCGCCAUCGGUAUACCCGCAGCGCUGCGGAGGACGGAGAAGCCAGGCGGCAAAUCACCACCGAGAAUAGACUCGGGCGUUGGCUCUCCAAACAACGGCUGGAUUACCAACGGUGCCUGCCGUCAAGUCGCGAAUGACGGCAGCGCAACACCCGUCUCUCAAAUCGGCAAUGAAGACAUGCAGAGCCUCUACAACGACGUCCCACUCUCUCCAGUUACUGGUCCCAUUACGCGCAACCACUGGCAGGCGGAUACCUCCACUGCGAUAUGCUCGGCAUCCUCUUGCCAGGAACCAUUUGGCUUCUUCCAGCGUCGCCAUCACUGUAGAAAGUGCGGUGGCAUUUUCUGCUGGCAGCAUUCGGCGAACCAGGUUCGGCUCGACGAGCUAGCACGAUUCCAUCCCGACGGCUUGUGGCACCGUGCUUGCGAUCGCUGCCACAGUUCAUUCCGUGAAUGGGAGCAUCUACGAUCGAGCCGCACCAACAGCGAGAGCUCUGGUAGCAGCGUCGCCGCGAUCGAGGCGCCUGUACCCGCAAUGCCCGCGAAGCGUCCGGAAAACCAGCGAGUGGGUAGUCUGGCGCAGAGCUUCCAAGGCGCUUGGAAUUGGAGCACCUUCUGAGCACGCUUUCCGUGUAUCAGGCAUCGACUGCUGCCUGCACGUCUCCAACAUUCGA
Molecule: messenger RNA, 1017 nt
Organism: Cucurbitaria berberidis CBS 394.84
Lineage: Eukaryota; Fungi; Ascomycota; Dothideomycetes; Pleosporales; Cucurbitariaceae
Exons: 2
Coding region: 156-962 (268 amino acids)
Biological process (GO): protein transport to vacuole involved in ubiquitin-dependent protein catabolic process via the multivesicular body sorting pathway; protein targeting to vacuole
Cellular component (GO): ESCRT-0 complex
Molecular function (GO): phosphatidylinositol-3-phosphate binding; metal ion binding; ubiquitin binding
Source: RefSeq, a predicted model, not a curated record